GAGAGAGAGAGAGAGAGAGAGAGAGAGAAAACCAUCGGAGCGGUAGAGGGUGAGGUCUGCCCGGCUCAGUCAGCUAAAGACAGGAAAAAUAAGCACUGCGGGGCUUUUUUCUGUCAUGAAGUGAGGAGCCCUGCUGGCCAUCUGCUCCGCAUCUGCUCCCUGUUUUCGCUGUUUCGGCGACAGAGUCUGAAAACUGAAGCGUACCGGAAUGGAGACCUGCCGCUGACGGAGAUUCCCGAGCUCUCCUGAUAACAACAGGUCUUAUCGACUGAACCUAUCUUCCUGUUAAAAAUCUUUAAGCAAACGACAAAGAGCUGGAGCCGAGACGAUCAAGCAUGGAUGUGCCCAGAAUGGCUGAGGGCCUCUUCAGCAGCACGCUGUCCUCGUCGGGUGGUGGCCAUCACGUGCCUUCCUACCUGACGCUGGAGCAGAAAGCUGCCUUUGUCUUCGUGUUGCUGCUCUUCAUCUUCCUAGCCCUUCUCAUCGUGCGCUGUUUCCGCAUCCUUCUGGACCCGUACCGCAGUAUGCCCUCAUCCAACUGGACAGACCACACAGAGAAAGACACAUUUGAUUACCGCAUUGUCUGAGGAACACAGAGGGUGCACAAAUUAAAAUAAAAUUAAAAAAUUAGAUGCAUAAAUUCGGUGUUCACAAAGCACUUCGGCCCUAAUUCAGCAAAUGGCUGCUGAUUGACCAGGAAAUUAACAGCUUUCAGAAAACCAACUGAAAGUUUGGACUGAAAAUACAUUCCACGGCAUAGUAUCAUUGCAAUGAGUGAAAACCAGAAUUCAACAGCUUCUCCCUGCCAAGCCAGAAAAUUCACAACUGUCCAAUUAUUGACCAAACCACAAACAAACAGGGCCCUCAGUCCAAGUGAUGCACCAGAGUCAGUUAUGGCUCACUCAUAGCUUUCCUUCCCCUGCCAUCAGUUAUAUUGUGGACUACCUCGCACCUCCUCCAUCUCCCAUGUGGAAGGACUCUCCCACAUCUCACACAGGGUCAAAUAUUAUCUGAGAUCCAAGCCACUUGGAUAAUAACAGUGUUUACAUCUUAUCAUGUUUACGUAUUUUUUUUAAUUUAUUGAUAAUGUAGACAAUCAGUGUUUAAAAUAGUUAAACAGAAAAAAAAACUAUUUGCAAAGUGAAUAGUUGAAUUCUUUUUUUGCGUAUUUUGUCUUAAUUUGUGAACAGGUGUGGAGGGUUCAAAAGACUUUCUAUGAGUGAUUUGAUUCAGACGAAGUGGAAUUCAAUGCCUUAUGUUUUUGUAAGAUAUUCUGAAAUGGUCUUCAACUUCUAUAAAGGAGGGGAAGGCCUUAAACAAGACUGGUAUCAAGGUUAUAAAGCAGGUUUAACAAUCACAAAGUAGAAAAUUGUGGUGGAAAGCUCCCUUUAAUGUUUAGGAUCAGUUUGGACAGACAGACAGAUGCCAGCAGUGAGUAACUAACUGUUCUGUGUGUGCAAUUAAAAAACAAAAAACAAAAAACAACAACAACAACAAAAAACACAACAAUUUGCUCUUUCAGUUAUGGAGGGGCCUUCCGUAUUCACGUCUUUAGAUGUCAACAACCAAAAGAGGUAUUGAAAAAAAAAAGUUUACUAACUGUGCUGUAUCCUGUGCCUAAUAAAAAAAUGUUAAGAUUGAUGUUUUAAGAAAAAGAAAGAAGGUUCAUACUUUGGUCUUUAAAUGUAGUUUCUGUUUUGCGUAGUGCCCAUUUAAAGAAACUUAAACAGCAUUUUACUGCCUGCAUUUGGUAUAUUGACAGUUGGUAUGCCAGAUCUGCAGAGAGUUGAUGGUGAAGAUAUCGCAUUUUCACAUCAAACCCUUUACAAACUGAUGUUGUGGCUCUUUCGUUGGGCAACUUUUCAACUGUGCGCCUUAUAGUGUAGAUUGUUUACAGUAUAGUAGGUAGCAGAGACACUGGAAAUGCUGGUGCAACAGUGUCUUUGCACUUCACAGAGAUGUCAUACAAACCACUAAAAAAUUACCACUAAAAAAAACACACACACACAAAAAAAACAAAGUUGUUCCCUGAGCUUGCUGUUACCAGGACAGCAAGUGAACUAUGACCGUUUUGAUGCUACGUGAUGUUCUUGUGAUCUGCUGUGGCCUUUUCCUACCUAAUGCAGAUGUUGUGCUGAGGUGCUGUUUUUCUUUUCUCCUUUUUUUUUCCGCAUGUAUUUUUUGCAGAGUGUCUUCUCCGUGCAUGAUAAAUGGUGAAAUGCUUUAAUCCUGAUGUUGUAGCUGUGGGUCUGUUGCUCAAGCAGCUAUUUUCUGUCUGUACUGGAGCCUUUUGUUUCGACCUGUUUUUGCUGGGAGCCACUGUUCUUUUUCUAAUAAAAAUGAUCAGAGUGCA
Mugil cephalus (flathead mullet) is the source of this 2353-nucleotide messenger RNA. Its product is annotated as cortexin-3. Bases 336 to 587 code for a protein of 83 amino acids. The transcript has 2 exons. NCBI's taxonomy places the organism in Eukaryota, Metazoa, Chordata, Actinopteri, Mugiliformes, Mugilidae. The record is from RefSeq and is a predicted model, not a curated record.